AUGCAACCUGAUCAACCAAUUCAUGAAUGCUCUCAAUUAAUUCACAAUUAUAUUGCGUAUAAAAAAGAUGCUAUUUACGUUUAUCCAACAAAAACACAAUAUACUACUGUUAUUAGUGGUCUUUUAAAUCAUUUAGGCGUGGAACAUGAUACUAAAAAAAUGGUAAGCGAACUUGAUCAAUAUUCAUUACAUGGUUAUGAAUAUUCUUCAUUACAGAACUCGUGGCGUGAACCAUUAAUUUCAAAGCUUAAAAAAGAACGUCAAAAUUUGGUAAAUGAUGAAGUUUUACAGAUAAAGAUCAAAUAUUCGAAUGAAAAUUCUGGAAGAAAACUGAAAGGAUAUUCAAUGGCAAAAGUAGCUGGAAAAAAAAUUCAGAAAAAUAUAACAAUGGUAUCAUGCUCAUCUGGUAACACAAACCAAAUGGAAAAAAUAGCUGAAGCGGCUAAAAUUGGUUUUGAAAAUAAUUCAUAUGAUGCAGAAGAACUAAACCACUUAUGGAUUCAAACUUAUGCAUAUCGUCUAGAAUUCGUUAAAAAUAGUACAACACAAGAUAUAAUCAAACAAUUUCCUGCUUAUUCAAAUCCGUAUCGAUUAUUUUCAGAUAUAAAAAUGUUAACUGGUGUUGAUUUACAAAAUUCUGUUCAAGAAAAAAUGGAAUAUCUUGCUACAAAGCUUUGCACGAAUAACCAAUAUCCAACAGAUAAUGGGACAAUUCGUUGUUUUAAAAUAUUAUGUGGAAUGUUAAAUGACUCUUGGAAACAUUAUCUUCGUUUUUAUCCAGAAAUGCCAGUUACUCCUCUACCAAUAAUACAAGUAGAAGAUGAUCAUUUAAAUGUUUGUCUCGCUUGGACAUUCAUUUGUUCAUCAAAAUCGAUUGAAGAAUCAAUUGCUGUACUAAUUGGAUUAUACUCGUUGAUGGAUCUCAAAUUUAACACAUAUAGAACAACAGCAAGAUUUUUGUACGUUUAUUUAAUGAACGAUCAACAAAAACAGCCAAACAACAUUAGUAAAAUUUUCAAAGAACAUAAUAUUGAACUUGAAUAUAAGUCCACAUCAUCUGUCCAACUUGAACGUCAAUCUCCAUCAUUUGUUGAAAAAAUUAAAGAAAUAAACAACAAUAAUGAUAUUUUUCUUGAUGAUCGUGAUGAUAGUGUUCAUGAUUUAAUUAUUGACGUCGAAGAAAACGAAGCGGAAGAAAUAAAUGCCGAAAUUCCAACAUCAAAAACAAUUUUAAUGAAAUCCACUUCAAAACCUUCUCAAAAAAGAAAGUCUGCUAAUUUAACACAGAAUACAGAUUUAGCUGCAAAAGAAAACAUUCCACGAAGAAAAAAACGACUAACUCCAAAUGUAGCAAACGCCAUUAACAUCCAAAUGUACGCAAUCAGACAAAAUUUUACUUUUAAAAUUCUUUCUUUCUAUCUCUUCACUAAUCUGAAGGAAGCCCGUUUUCGAUUUAGUAAAACAAAUCAAUUUUUUUUUCGUUUAAACUUUUAA
Molecule: messenger RNA, 1494 nt
Organism: Rotaria sp. Silwood2
Lineage: Eukaryota; Metazoa; Rotifera; Eurotatoria; Philodinida; Philodinidae
Source: the annotation of a GenBank genome assembly